Messenger RNA from Punica granatum (pomegranate), 1345 nucleotides. Lineage: Eukaryota; Viridiplantae; Streptophyta; Magnoliopsida; Myrtales; Lythraceae. The record is from RefSeq and is a predicted model, not a curated record.
UUGAUUGGGAGACUAUUACCAAAAAUAUGGAUGCAAAAGAAGCCGAGGCAAUGCUGAGGGGUCAAGUAGCCAUAUGGCAUCACAUGUUUGGAUUUGCGGAUUCCAUGGCUCUCAAAUGCGCUGUGGAGCUCGGCAUAGCAGACAUCAUACACUCCCAUGGCCGAGCAAUCACAUUACACGAAAUCGCCGCUUCCAUUGACGGAUCCUCGUCCCCAGAUGUUCCCUCCCUUGCACGCAUCAUGAGGCUGCUAGUUCGAAGGGACAUCUUCGCCGCCCAUCAGCCAUCAGAAGGCGGAGACACGCUCUACGGGUUGACAUACUCGUCUAGGUGGCUGGUGAUGAAGUCGGAGUUGAACCUUUCUCCGUUGGUCAGCAUGGAGAACCACCCGCUCCAGUUGGCUCCAUGGCAUUACCUCAGUGAAUGCAUUAAAGACGGUGCUGCAUGCUCAAUAAUUUCCACUGAAAGGGGCUUGUUUUAUGUAUAUGUGGAAUUGUUUCGAUUAACUCGCAUAAGAUAUAUAUUUAUUACACUAACAGGAGGGUCGACACCGUUUAAGAAGGUGCACGGGUUGGAAAUCUGGGAGAUGGCGUCGAAGAACCCUAUGUUCAACAAGUUGUUCAAUGAUGCGAUGGCGUGUACCACCCAGAUCAUUAUGCAGGCGGUCAUGGUGGCUUACAAGGACGGUUUCAGAUUCAUUGGAUCGCUCGUGGAUGUUGGUGGUGGGACCGGCAGGGUGAUAACCGAGAUUGUGAAGGCCAACCCCCACAUUCGAGGGAUCAACUUCGACCUGCCGCAUGUUGUGGCCACUGCACCAGCAUACCCGGGCGUCGAGCACGUCAGUGGCAGCAUGUUUGAGUCCAUUCCCGAUGCAGAUGCAGUAUUCUUGAAGCACGUGUUGCACGACUGAGACGAAGAGUGAGUGAAGAUCCUGAAGAACUGCAAGAAGGCGAUACCCGAAAAACGAGGGAAGCUGAUCAUAGUGGACGUGGUUCUACAGCCGGAAGGAGAUGGGCUAUUCGAUGAUGUAGCCAUCAUAUUCGACGUGCUGAUGUUAGCGCACCAAUCGAGAGGGUCGAAGGAGAGGACUGAGCUCGAGUGGAAGAACCUCUUGGCCGAAGGGGGCUUCCCUCGGUACAACAUCAUCAAGAUCUCUGCCCUUCCUUCCAUAAUUGAAGCCUACCCUAAUUAAUUAAUUUCCUCUGAUAUCUUGUUGGUUUUUCACAUUUUAUUAUUAUAAGUUCUUUAAAAUAAUAAGGUUGCUAUGAAAGAAGGUGUAGCGUAGCAGGACACAUCCUCACUUGACAACCAAGAGGUUGUAGUUUUGACACUCAGUGAAACUAUUUA